This is a messenger RNA of Cygnus atratus (black swan), 1746 nucleotides long. RefSeq names its product zinc finger CCCH domain-containing protein 11A-like. Gene Ontology annotation, molecular function: metal ion binding. The record is from RefSeq and is a predicted model, not a curated record. Lineage: Eukaryota; Metazoa; Chordata; Aves; Anseriformes; Anatidae.
AUGUCUAAACAAGGAGACGAUUGCUACUUCUAUUUCUAUUCUACCUGUACCAAGGGAGACAACUGUUCCUUCCGCCACUGCGAAGCUGCUCUGGGGAACGAGACGGUCUGCACGCUGUGGCAGGAGGGUCGUUGUUUCAGGAAUGUCUGCCGAUUCAGACACAUGGAAAUUGAUAAAAAGCGCAGUGAGAUUCCCUGCUACUGGGAGAACCAGCCAGUAGGCUGUCAGAAAGCCAACUGUGCUUUUCAUCACACAAAGGGACGUUACAUCGAUGGAGUCUUCUUACCACCAAGCAAGACUACACUGCCAAGUCCGCCUGAGUCCGCGGACGAUGAUUUGAAAGUGGCUCAGAUGUCACUGCAGCAAAACAAACUUUCUGUCCAGUCCAAUCCCUCUCCAUAGCUACGGGGGGUGAUGAAAGUGGAAAACUCUGAAAACGUCCCAAGCCCUACACACCCUCCAGUUGUAAUCAAUGCUGCAGAUGAUGAUGAAGAUGAUGAUGACCAGCUUUCUGAGGAAGGAGAAGAAACUAAAACUCCCGUCCAGCAACCAGCUGAGGAAGGCCAAAAUGGAUUACGGAUGAUUUCCACUCGGAAAGCCAGUGCUACUACUGCUAAACAAGAGGACGGUCCGAAUUUUGGAAUAAAAACACUUGAAGAAAUCAAAUGGCAGAAAAUGAAGGAAAAAACUAAGAGACACGGUGAAGGUCCUUCAAGAUCUUCUCUUCCUCCCGUCGAUUCUAUGAUUUUUCCUGCUCCGGAAAAGGAGAAUGUCCGGACAGUGGUGAGAACUGUGACACUGUCUACAGAGAAAGGGGAGGAACCUGUGAUUCGACUAGAUCUUGCUGAGAAACAAGGAAAACGGAAAGCCUCCGUGGCUGAUGUAAGCGCCCUUCCAGUGAAGCGCAGCCUUGCUGAAAGGCUGGGGAAGAAGGUGGAGGUUCUGGGAAAUGCUGACAAAGCACCGAAGAGAGGGAAGGCUGCUAAGCCAAAGGGAGAGAUCCAUGUGAAAACACUGGAGGAAAUCCGUCGUGAGAGAGCUCUUCAGAGACGAGAAACUCAAGCCAAAGCCCAGGCUGAAUGGCAUGGUAAAACCGAAGAUCCCAGCGCAGGGGCAAGACCCGCUCCUGCAGGUCACAUCAAAACUUUCUCUGAAGCCUUGGCUGAAAAAAAGAAUAAUCGCUUGGUAGAAGAGAAGAAAAAAGCAGGAGAGUUCCAUCCCAAGAUAAAAAUUCAGGGUGAGCCCAAGAAGCAGAGUGUGCUCACUCUGUCCGGGCCCAGCAAAGCGCAGUCGAAGGAGCCGGCAGGUAAAGUCAAGCCAGAAGGAGAAGUGCGUGUUAAAACCUUGGAAGAAAUAAAGCGCGAGAAAGCUCUGUGGAUGCAGCAGAGUGGAGGAAAUGUGCCAGCUCCCCCAGCACAACCUGGACCUGCCCCAGCAGGGCAGAAAUGGUUAUGGAACACAAAGCUAACAGCACCUGAAAAAGAAGAAAAGAAGACAGUGGAAUUGAACCGGCCUUUUCCGAAACUUUACUCUGUACCUGAUGUACAGCCCACUCAGCAGAGUGCAACUCGUACUAAAUUUCAAGUGAAGAGCAUCGACGAGAGACUGUGGGAGAAGUGGCAACUGAGAGAACAAGAGAAGCUUCGGAAGGAGGCAGCUGCCGUCCCAUCUACUGCUGGCUUCUUUGCUACUGUACCACUAGGGAAAGAGGCAGCUCAAUUUCAGGAACAGGAAGCUAAGUGUUGA